UUUUGUACGGUUCCAGAGUACGGAAUCGUGUUGUUUUGAUGAUAGUGUUGUGCGUGUUGUGAGCAGAAAAACGGGUGGAAUGGUAUAACUAAUUGAAAAUUUACGAUAAAUAUCUGAUCUCCAAUAAGUUCAAUAUACAUACUGGAGAAAGGCAAUACCAUAUUUUGCACAACUCAUUCGUCAUCAGUUCUAUAUUACGAAAGCGCGCAGCUUACAAACAGUCGAUCGGCAGCUACCAAUUGGUGUGGACGUAAGAUUCGUCCGGUGGUUCUCCGUCCCGUGUAAUUAUCCAGUACAAAAAAGGUCCUACACUAUGGCUUCAAAACUAAAAAAGGAAAAAAUCGCCAUCAUCGGCAGCGGACUGAUCGGUCGAUCAUGGGCUAUGCUGUUUGCUGGCGUUGGAUACCAAGUCACCAUUUUCGACAUAAUCCCAGAAGUGGUGGAGAAAGCCCUCCAGCAAACGCAACAGGAGCUGAACAACCUUGAGAAGAAUGGAUUGCUGCGUGGGUCACUGACUGCAACCGAACAGUUUUCGUGCAUCCGGGGAUCACAUCAACUGAAAGAGGCAGUCGAUGGGGCUUUGCUACUACAGGAAUGCGUACCGGAGAACUUGGAGCUGAAGAAAAAACUGUAUAAAGAUCUAGACGCUGUGGUUGGAUCGAACACGAUCAUUUCUAGCUCCACCAGUACGUUUAUUCCAUCCCUCUUCAGUAAGGAUAUGAAGCAUAAGGAUCAGGUUUUGGUAUCCCACCCCGUGAAUCCACCCUAUUACGUUCCACUGGUGGAAAUAGUACCUGCCCCUUGGACAAGACCAGAGUUCGUUGGAAAAACACGUGAACUUAUGACGGAAAUUGGUCAAAAGCCAGUGACUCUUUCACGAGAGAUCGAAGGAUUUGCCCUUAAUCGUAUUCAGUACGCUAUCCUGAACGAAACCUGGCGCCUGGUAGCGGAUGGAAUCCUGAACGUGCAAGACAUUGAUAGUGUGAUGUCAGAUGGAUUAGGAAUGCGAUACGCAUUUUUGGGUCCACUGGAGACGGCCCAUUUGAAUGCCGAAGGCAUGCUGAGCUACUGUGAUCGAUACAGCAAAACAAUCUUCGCAGUGAGUGAAACCAUGGGUCCAACACCCAAAAUGGAGGGCAAGGUAGCUCAACAGGUGGCAAAAGAACUGGAGGAAAUGGUUCCCCUGGAUAAGCUGCCAGAGCGACGAGCCUGGCGAGAUGCAUGUCUCACCAAAUUGGCACAACUGAAGAAAGCACAUCGAAGCAUGAAGUUGAACGAAAACCUGCAAAUCGUCGGAACCAAUGUAGUUCUGGUGCCAUACGAAAGAAAGCACGUCGAAAAAUACCACCAGUGGAUGAAAAGCGAGGAACUGCAACAAUUGACGGCCUCAGAACCUCUGUCACUGGAUGAGGAAUAUGAAAUGCAAAAAUCCUGGCGGGAUGAUGAGGACAAAUGUACCUUCUUGAUCCUCGACAAAACCAAGUUUGACCAUACUGGCGAUGAAAUCCAGGCUCUCAUUGGUGAUACCAACAUUUUUAUACUAGACGGUGAUGGAGAAGAUAAUGUAAAAACAGGGGAGAUUGAAAUCAUGAUAGCCGAACAACCAGCCCGGGGAAAGCGUUACGGUUGGGAAUCCACCCUGUUGAUGCUCCUAUUCGGGGUCACUUACCUGCACAUCUGUAGGUACAGAGCGAUAACGAAAGAUACAAACACCAGGGCGAUGCAGAUGUUCGAAAAGAUGGGCUUUAGAAAAAUCAAACGGGUGGCAGUUUUCCAAGAGGUCACGUUCGAACGACCGGUGGACGAAGCAUGGAUCGAAUGGGUGAAAAAGGAAGUUUCUCAGCAAAUCAAGCCAUAUCGGCGCUAGCAGAAUUUAGUUGAAGGAUUACUCUUAUGUUUAAAUCGUUUCUAGUCUUCAUAAUUUC
Molecule: messenger RNA, 1925 nt
Organism: Wyeomyia smithii (pitcher-plant mosquito)
Lineage: Eukaryota; Metazoa; Arthropoda; Insecta; Diptera; Culicidae
Gene: Had1
Product: lambda-crystallin homolog
Exons: 7
Coding region: 314-1867 (517 amino acids)
Biological process (GO): fatty acid metabolic process; protein acetylation
Molecular function (GO): N-acetyltransferase activity; oxidoreductase activity, acting on the CH-OH group of donors, NAD or NADP as acceptor; NAD+ binding
Source: RefSeq, a predicted model, not a curated record